GUAACGUCCGUUGAUUUAAAAACCCUAUAGGUGCUGCCGCCGUCCCGUUUAUAGGCGACACAGACGGAGAAAGAUGUCCGGUAUUUGUAAUUAAAACAUAAGCGGCGGACUUAUAUAUAAAAAUAAAUAAUUAACAAGAAGUAGGACUGUUUGAUUUUGUAGAAAGAAGAUGGAGUUUGAGACGACGGAGACUGUACGCUCGACACCGAGUCGCCACGAAAAAAGUUUGGGGCUCCUCACGAUGAAGUUUGUCAGUCUGCUCCAAGAAGCGAAGGACGGCGUCCUUGAUUUGAAAGUGGCUGCAGACAGCUUGGCGGUGAAACAGAAGAGGAGGAUAUACGACAUCACCAACGUGCUUGAAGGAGUGGGACUGAUCGAGAAGAAAAAUAAGAACAUAAUCCAGUGGAGGGGAGAGAACUCAGGCAGCCAAACUCAGGAGGUGGUCGAGCAGGUGAAGGUUUUAAAGGCUCAAAUCGCUGAGCUGGAGGCCCAAGAGAAGGAGCUGGACAGCCAGAAGGCAUGGCUAGAUGAGAACAUCAAACACCUUAAACACGAUCCCAUCGUCAGCCCUUAUAAAUUUGUGACACAUGAAGACAUCUGCAAUGCCUUCAGCGGAGACACUCUUCUUGCAGUAGUGGCUCCCGCUGGGACUCAGCUGGAGGUACCGCUACCCGAAAUGGGCCAGAGUGGUCAGAAGAAGUACCAGGUGAAUCUCCGCAGCCACUCCGCUCCCAUCCAGGUCAUGCUCAUCAACAGGGAUUCAGACUCCACAAUACCUGUGGUUUUCUCUGUGCCGCCCACCGACGACAUCGGCCCAUUGCCAACCCCACCCAGCACCCCCGCCAGCCUGCAGAGGUUCCCCCUCUCGACGUCCGUUUAUUCCACCUCCAACACUACCUCCUCCUACUGCAGCCAGGACUCUCUCUGCUCAGACCACCAGAUGGUGCUGCCAGAACACAACGAGGUGCUGACGCCGUCAUCCACCCCUCCCAAUCUACACAUGGAGUGUCACAGUCUGUCUGCAGCAGAGCUGGAGCAGCAGCAGAUGGACCUUGUGGGCUCAGAGUUCCAGUCUGUACUCGACGUGAGCAGCCUGCUGAAGCUCAACACAGCUGGAGACCACAUGAAGGACGACAGAGAGGGAACUGUUGACCUGAUUGACGAGCUGAUGUCUACUGAUGGUAUAGACUACAGCUUCAACCUGGAUGACCACGAGGGAGUGUGUGACCUGUUUGAUGUGCAGAUCCUCAAUUACUAAUGUGCGCGUAUACAAUCUUAGGAAGCACUUUUUGCUUCUCUAAAGACACUUCAGAGAUACAGUUAUUUUUUUGUUUUUUUUUUACCAUGGCAUAGCUGAUACCUGAACAACCAUUGUCUUCUUGAAAAGCCUUUACACACAUCAGUUUAUCACAAUGGUCUUUUGCCCUCGGCUAAUACAAAACUAAGUGCCUGAAUUAAUUUACAGUAACACAUUUAUAAAGCCAGAGUCAUUAUGUGUCCAUUCAGCUUUCAGUGGUAUACAAGGUAAAUAUUUACAGCAUCCCAGAGAAAUGAGGUGUUGUAUCAAGCCAGGAUGAAUCAGACUCCUUCUGCACUUUUGCUUGUAUGUAUCUUUGUAUUUUUCCACUUCCUGUGGAAAGCCUGACACUUGAAGAAACUGCUUUACUUUCCUUAUGAACAGUUGGGACUGUGACUGUUAUAUACUGAUAUUCACAGUAACUCGUAACAAUUCAGUAUUGGCCUCGUUCUAACAUUUGAUACAGGGUUGAUGAUCUAGUUCAGGGUAUUUGAGUAACUUUCUUUACACGGAAAGCAUAUUGUGUGAAAAAUUAACCCAUUCCAUAGUUGUAUUUCGUAUUUCAUUUCAAAUGGCAUAUUGUAUUUAAUGUGUGAAUGUUUCCGGUUACGUUUUGUAACCUUGUUCUCAUGUGAAAAUGCCAGAAAGUUGUCUUUCCUAAAUUAAUGAACCACUGCCGUUUUAGGCCUUAAAAAACAAGUCUUAUAAUCACAGUUAUAUAUUUGAAUAAUUAAUAUUUUUUACUUAAUUUAAGAAAAAAUUAUUCUUGGUUCAAGUUUGUUGAAACUGAAGCUGGUUGACUGCCUUAAUUGUAAUUUAAAAAGUGAAUUAGCCAUAUUUCUGAUCUGAAAUAACAGAUGUUACGAGCCUAUAAUGGCUUUUUUUGUAUAUUUAUAGUUUUCUUUGAUUACAAGAAGUCUUGUUUUUGAUACAUUUUUUGUUUAUUUGCACAUUUUUGAAAGUUUUUUCAAUAAAUGGAUUUAAUCUUAUAUUAAGUCUUGUUUCGUUUUUCUGACAAGUAAUGACAGACAGUUUUGAAAAUACAAAAUGAGAGAAGCAAAACAAUCACAAAUGACUUUAUUCAUUCACAAUAAACCUUUUAUCAUGUAAGACGUGUUUGUAUGACAGCCUUGUUUAACCACUUCUUAUAUAACAGUUGAACCC
This is a messenger RNA of Larimichthys crocea (large yellow croaker), 2461 nucleotides long. RefSeq names its product E2F transcription factor 5 (gene e2f5). The transcript has 8 exons. Bases 170 to 1258 code for a protein of 362 amino acids. NCBI's taxonomy places the organism in Eukaryota, Metazoa, Chordata, Actinopteri, Sciaenidae. Gene Ontology annotation, cellular component: RNA polymerase II transcription regulator complex. Gene Ontology annotation, biological process: regulation of transcription by RNA polymerase II. The record is from RefSeq and is a predicted model, not a curated record. Gene Ontology annotation, molecular function: DNA-binding transcription factor activity, RNA polymerase II-specific; protein dimerization activity; RNA polymerase II cis-regulatory region sequence-specific DNA binding.